Messenger RNA from Fonsecaea erecta, 1761 nucleotides. RefSeq lists its product as hypothetical. The record is from RefSeq and is a predicted model, not a curated record. The transcript has a single exon. Gene Ontology annotation, biological process: mRNA splicing, via spliceosome. The coding region runs from base 1 to 1761 and encodes 586 amino acids. Gene Ontology annotation, cellular component: U4/U6 x U5 tri-snRNP complex. NCBI's taxonomy places the organism in Eukaryota, Fungi, Ascomycota, Eurotiomycetes, Chaetothyriales, Herpotrichiellaceae.
AUGCUGAAAAGGCUUCACCCGGAAGACGAUGACCUCGAGAGCCAGAAACGAGCCAGAUCUAACAAUGGCUCUCCUCGUCCCACUACUCCAGCUGCAGCCCCCCCCUCUGCGACGACGGGGGCAAAGCCAGAUGUUGAUGCCAUAGUAGCCCGUGCCAAAGCCGCGGCUGCGGCAAGGGCGGCUGAAUUGAAGGCGAAGAUGGCGGCCAUGACGGGUGGUGGAUCGACGGCGUCACCUGCGACGACAGCGAGUGCGUCGCCGACUCCCCCUUCGAGUGUGAGCGAUAGGAUUGCUCAAAUGAGGGCUCGAGUGGCGGCAGCGACGGGUCGAGCGGCAGUACAGACUCCGCAAAGGUCGUCGACAAACUUUACUGCGCCAGCCUACAAUGAUGACAUGUCGAAAGCACGAGGAGGGCUGAACAUUGGUAUACACCCUGAUCUGCUGGCUGAUGCGCAACAUGAAGCGCAGAGGAACAAGGGACGACCACCGCAACCAAAGUUUCCAUCUGCCAUGGGAAAUCGAAGAAUGGAAUCACCUGCUCCAGUGAAGGCGCAGCUAGAUCUCUCCGGCCCUUCGUUGGAAGAACUCAAGGAUAACCCAUAUUUCGACGCGAGUCUGGGCUCUCGAAAUGUGUUGCCGAAAGCUCGACACUCUCGGCAGCUGGUCUUUAACCAAAAGGGCAAAUACAUCCAACAAGCGGCAGCACUUCGGCGUCAAGCGCAACUGGAAGCUAUGAAGAAGAAGAUCGCGGAACACGCAAGGCAGGCCGGAUUGGAAGAGGACCUUGAUACCGAGAAGGCGUUCCUCGUCCCUGCCCCUCCUGACCUGGAAUGGUGGGAUGAAGGCCUCGUCAAUGGCAAAUCCUACGAUGUCAUCUCUGACCCAGCAAACCUGAAGAUCGACACGCCGGAUAGCAUCAUCACGGUCUACAUACAGCACCCAGUACUCAUUGAGCCUCCACAGGAGAAGAAUAACCCGCCCCUAAAGCCCAUGUAUCUCACGUCGAAGGAACAAGCCAAACUGCGGCGUCAACGCCGCAUGGCCGAUCUCAAGGAAGAACAAGCCAAGAUCCGGCUGGGUCUUGUCCCUCCUCCUCCACCAAAAGUGAAAAAGAGCAACUUGAUGCGCGUACUGGGCGAGGAAGCUGUGAAAGACCCCACGGCCGUCGAAGCCCGGGUGAAUAGGGAGAUUGCCGAACGAGCGGCCAAAGCCCAAGAAGACAAUCUAGCUCGCAAACUCACGAAGGAACAGCGGGCCGAAAAGCUUGCUAGGCAGCAAGCCGAAGAUGCUGCCCGUGGGAUCCACGUCCGUGUGUACAAGAUCGACUCACUCGCCAACGGCAAACACCGAUACCAAGUCUCGGUCAACGCGGAUGAGAACGCCCUCACGGGCGUGGUCAUCAUGCACCCUAAGAUGAACCUCGUGGUGGUCGAAGGUGGCGAGCACAGCAUCCGCAACUACGACAAACUGAUGCAGAACCGCAUCCGCUGGACCGAGAUGGAGGCGCCGCGCUCCGUCGCACAGGGAAACCGCGAGGCGCUGGCCAAGUGGCUCGAGGCCGAGGACGAGAACGGCGAACUGAAGGACCUGAGCCUGAACAGGUGUGAGCUGAUCUUUAAGGGCGAGGAGAAGCAGCGCAACUUCAAGCGGUGGCUGGGGGCCCGGGUGUGCGAGACGGACGCCCAGGCCAAGGACGUUUUAAGCCGGGCAAAGAUGGAGAAUUUCUGGGCACUGGCGAAGACGUUCAAGAAAGAGGUCUGA